Molecule: messenger RNA, 1197 nt
Organism: Arabis nemorensis
Lineage: Eukaryota; Viridiplantae; Streptophyta; Magnoliopsida; Brassicales; Brassicaceae
Source: the annotation of a GenBank genome assembly
AUGGCGUCGUUGGAGAAUCUGAAUGAUAAGAUCUCUGUUUUUAAGAAGCUCAAAGCCAAAUCUGAUAAUAAGAUUUGUUUUGAUUGCAAUGCGAAGAACCCAACAUGGGCUUCCGUUACUUACGGGAUCUUUCUCUGUAUCGAUUGUUCAGCAGUUCAUCGGAGUCUCGGCGUACACAUCAGCUUCGUUAGGUCUACCAAUUUGGACUCAUGGAGCCCUGAGCAGUUGAAGAUGAUGGUGUAUGGAGGAAACUGCAGGGCACAAAUCUUCUUCAAGCAGCACGGAUGGAGCGGAGGAAGUAAAACCGAGGCUAAGUAUACUUCGAGAGCUGCUGAGUUGUAUAAACAGAUUCUCGCUAAAGAAAUUGCUAAAAGUAACGCUGAGGAAUUGGAUUUGCCUCCAUCUCCUGAUUCUACUCAUCCAACACAACUAGUCCUCCCCAAUGGUCUCUCCACCAUCAAAACUAGUGAAGCUUCUAAAGAGACUAAUACUCUAAAGCAGCAAGAAAAGCCCGAGUCGCCGAGAGUUGCUCGGUCUGUUAAGAAACCUCUUGGUGCAAAGAAGACAGGUAAAACUGGGGGACUUGGCGCUCGAAAGCUAACUACUAAGUCGAGCGAGACUCUUUAUGAUCAAAAGCCAGAGGAAUCUAUUGUUAUACCGGCGAUUUCCUCAGCUAAUAGUACACCAUCAGCUAAAUCAGCCAGUUCUUCGUUUUCCUCUCGGUUUGAUUACGUGGACGGUGUUCAAACUAGAGAACAGUACAUGAGCAACGGCCCUCAAGUGGUUAGUCAUGUAGCUCCACCAAAAUCAACGGGCUUCUUCGAAGAAUUCGAGAUGAAUGGAGGCGGGUUUCAGAAGAAACCAAUGACAAGUUCCUCAAAAGUUCAAGAAACAGAUGAAGCUCGGAAGAAAUUCACAAACGCGAAAUCGAUAUCCUCUGCUCAGUACUUCGGAAAUGACAACAACGCCGCGGAUCUUGAGGCUAAAACUACAUUAAAGAAGUUCUCCGGUUCAUCAGCAAUCUCUAGUGCUGAUCUGUUUGGAGACGGUGACGGAGAUUUUCCUCUGGAUCUCUCCGCCGGUGAUCUUCUCAACCGCCUCUCUCUCCAGGCUCAACAAGACAUGUCAUCAUUGAAGAACAUGGCAGAGGAGACAAAGAAGAAGCUCAGCUCUGUUGCCUCCAGCUUAUGGGUCUGA